Messenger RNA from Penicillium maclennaniae, 471 nucleotides. RefSeq lists its product as uncharacterized. Lineage: Eukaryota; Fungi; Ascomycota; Eurotiomycetes; Eurotiales; Aspergillaceae. The transcript has 2 exons. The coding region runs from base 1 to 471 and encodes 156 amino acids. The record is from RefSeq and is a predicted model, not a curated record.
AUGUCCGCCGGCACUGCCAUGCGCAUACUGCCCCCAGGCAUCCAGCUUGUCGGCCUCAACAUAAUUGUCGCGCAGCCGUGGCACGACCAGCGGGCCGACAGCGAAGAAGGCCGCCAUGCGGCGCAGCGCCGACGACACGGCCCACGGCGGAAUCUGCAGCGUCGCGAUGGGCAAAAUGCCAGAAUACCCGUGCAGCGCCGUGUAGGGGUCCAGCAGCGCCGACAAGACGGUGAAGCGCGAGUUGUGCUGCUGCCCCGUAGCGGGAACGCAUACUCUUCCAGCGGCUUCUGGGCGGGCGCCGUGGCUUGUGUGGACAUGUUGGUCAACGGCGGCGCUGCGAGUUCGAGCGACCAACCCGUGUUGACGAGUGCGAGUGGCCGGCCGACAACCACAGACGCGGCAUGGGCAUAUUCGGCCGGUGGAUGCGGCAGCGCCAUCAGCGCCGCGUCGACCAUGUCCAUGAAAGCCUGA